Malus domestica (apple) is the source of this 384-nucleotide messenger RNA. The record is from RefSeq and is a predicted model, not a curated record. NCBI's taxonomy places the organism in Eukaryota, Viridiplantae, Streptophyta, Magnoliopsida, Rosales, Rosaceae.
AUGUCUCUCUCGUUCUUCCACCCCAUCCUCCAAGCUGCUGCGUCCAGGUGGCCGGUGUUUCUCUACAUGACCACCUGGACGCUUCUUUUGUCAGUCACAGUGGCCUUGGCGUCUUUCUCUCCUGAGAUUGCGUUCCUCACGGCGAUAUCACCCUUCUCACCCUUAGCCAAGUCUUGCACCGGAGAGGGGUUUGUUAGGUUACCCUUGGAUUAUCCGAGAGAGUCAAUGUGCUUCCCGGCUCACAUGAUUCAGCGGUCUAGCUUGGAUUUCUUCGUGCCGACGGUGUUUGCCGCCUUGAUCGUGGCGGGGUCGGUUUUGGUCGUGCGGUCCUUGGGCUUAUGGGAGGGUGAGAGACGCAGAGAGGUUGAUCAUGAAUUGGUGUAG